AUGGCUUCCCUUCUCAUCACACGUGGUCUCCACUCUCUGAUCGCCUCUCGAGACAGCACCCCACAUGAGAGCGUCGCCUGGAAUGCAAUCACCAGACGAGAUUCCGAGAAACAUCAGGUCUUGUCUACGGUAUUGCUCUUUGUAUGGGUUGUGAUCAACAUCGCACUCUUCGUACCGGUGUUUUUCAUCCUCGUGUAUACACUCACUAGGCUCUACCCAACGCUUGCAAUCGUUGAGGACGCUGAUUCCCCUCCUGACUAUGAGCUUGUCUCCGGGAAGGAAGUUGAUAUCGAUGAGGAUGGGAAGGUCGACGCGGGCAGCAAUUCGAAAGACACGACCAUCGAGACCGACAAUUCACUUGAUGGAAAAGGAUCCUCAGUAACGCUCAUGCCAGACGAGACAGCAGGUAUCCCUUCUACCCCGUCUCAACCAGUAACCUCCGGGCUCCUCGCCACUCUCCGCCUCCUCCGCGCAAGUGGCGGUGGUCUCUUCAAAGCCUUCAGAUGGCAGUUCCUGUCCAACUGCGUCGUAGUUAUGGUUUUUGCUUGCCUCAGCUCAGUCCCGUACUUGCCAUAUCUCGCCUCCUCCAUCAUCGCCUCUCUCGCAGCAACCAAGGUCGAGACAGCAUGGACCCACGCCGCCGUGUCCACGCAGCGGGAUGGACGCCUCUGGAAAAAGUUACCCAGCUACCUUGCGAUCUUCAAGGCCACAGCUAUCCCUCUUGUCGCCGAGGCUGUAGUAAUAGAGAUCAUCAACGCCGUCGCGUUUCUGCCUCUUGGUCCAAGGACGGGCAGUUUUGACUCUCUGGGCGUCAUCCCCCGGUUCGCUCACAACGAGAGCCUCCUGAGGCUCUCUGUGGUCAUGGUGCUCUUCUUCACGCUAUACACCUUCCUCCUGGUCCCGACAGAAGUCAUCUUGACCCGGACACGGGCCAGCAUGCUCCCUGAUGAUGCUAGCACACUGGUUCCGCUUGAUUCGUCGAUCCGGUCACAGAAGGCGGAGCAGAUGGGCUUCAUGUCAUGGAUCCACGCAUGGCGGACGUUCUCUCGCGCAUCUUGGGUCAGGAUCGUCAAGAUCUACGCUAAGAUCUUCGCCACUACGAUCCUAGUUGAGUUCGCUGUUUCCGGGCUCAUUAUUGCGCAAGCUCUGCUUUACUCAGUCGUGAUGCAGCCAAAAACGGCUGCUCAUUAG
Messenger RNA from Hyaloscypha bicolor E, 1191 nucleotides. RefSeq lists its product as uncharacterized. Bases 1 to 1191 code for a protein of 396 amino acids. NCBI's taxonomy places the organism in Eukaryota, Fungi, Ascomycota, Leotiomycetes, Helotiales, Hyaloscyphaceae. The record is from RefSeq and is a predicted model, not a curated record. The transcript has 3 exons.